AUGAAAGAGUUUGAAAACUUUGAUAUUAUAAAAAAAAAGUUUACCCCAUUACUUUAUAUAUUUAAAAGAGAAGAGGAAAAUGAGUUAAAAAGGAAUAUAAAAAAAAAACCAUUACUUCAUUUAAUAAAUAGUUAUAAAAAUAACACCAGAAAUGGGCGUUUAACAAAUCCAAACAAUACCUCAUUCAUUUUUAUGAAGAAUAGAUCACUUGAUAGUUUACAAAAGCCAUUUUUUAUCUUUAAUAAAUAUUAUCAUAAUAGUAUAUUUCAACGACGAAGAUUUUUUAGUACUUUCGAAACAAGUAAAAAUAUGGAAUGUUUAUAUAAUAACAAUGACGCUUUAAAUACAUCGAUUUUAAGCUCAAAAUAUCAUAACGAUUGCAUAAAUAAUAACGUUGUUAGUCAGUUAAAUGAUGCUGAACUCGGUAUUGAAGAAUAUGCAGACGAAUAUGUAAUAGUAAACAAAGUAUAUACUUUUAUUAAUGAGGAAUCUGACAUAUAUAUGUAUAUUUAUUAG
This is a messenger RNA of Plasmodium yoelii, 516 nucleotides long. RefSeq names its product conserved Plasmodium protein, unknown function. NCBI's taxonomy places the organism in Eukaryota, Apicomplexa, Aconoidasida, Haemosporida, Plasmodiidae. The record is from RefSeq and is a predicted model, not a curated record. The coding region runs from base 1 to 516 and encodes 171 amino acids. The transcript has a single exon.